Suillus discolor is the source of this 1163-nucleotide messenger RNA. Its product is annotated as Alpha/Beta hydrolase protein. The transcript has 5 exons. The coding region runs from base 180 to 1052 and encodes 290 amino acids. The record is from RefSeq and is a predicted model, not a curated record. Lineage: Eukaryota; Fungi; Basidiomycota; Agaricomycetes; Boletales; Suillaceae.
CCUUGGACCCCAUCCUGUACAUGCAGAACGCUGGCUUCCAUGUUCACGAGACACUGAUAUUAAUACUAACACGCACAUGACAGGGGAGAUUGCGACUGAUCAGGUGUUCAGCGUGUUGGACACAUUAUUAUGAUAUAUAUACCGAGUCCUUCCCAUCAUGAUAGCACACUAGUCCCACAAUGCAGCCCACUAAACAAACACUCCCAAUCGGCGGUCUCCUCGUCGACGUUUACUCCCACCCAACUUCAACCUCUAGCCCUACAAACCCCAUCCACGCACUCUUCUUCCUGCAUGGCCGCUUCGACAGCGCACAAGAUCAAUAUAUAGUCGAUACCAUUAAAGUCAUUUUUGAUGAGAGUUAUGGAUCGGGUGCGGGAGAGAGGAAGAAAGAUCUUAUCGUCAUUGCUUUUGAUCACAGGAACCACGGGACGAGACUCGUGAACCAGCAGCGGAAUUUCGCGUGGAGCAAAGAACCGGCUGAGAAUAAUGAUCAGCAUGCGGUGGACAUGUAUACCAUCCACACUGGUACAGCACAAGACGUGUCCUUCUUAAUCGACCACCUUCCUUCCUCCCUCUAUCCCUCGGGUGAGCGAACGAUUGUGGAAUGGGGUAUGGGCGGUGUGAGUCUUGGAGGACAUUCGACGUGGAUUGCGCUUUCUAGAGAACCCCGCCUCACCCUCGGAAUCCCCAUAAUCGGCUGCCCCGACUACAUGAAAUUAAUCUCUCGACGCGCCCAAUCCUCAAACAUCCCCCUCUCCCCACCUUACUUCCCCACUUCCUUUACGACUUACGUAGAAAGGCACGACCCUGCACAACUGGCGUACCGCGCAAAAGACGCUUCCAACCCGUUUUUCGGGAAGAAAGUGUUGGUGCUUUCGGGGAAGGAGGAUAAACUUGUGCCGUGGGUGGCGUCGGCUGAGUUUGUUGAGGGUCUUGAAGUUGGAGAGGGGGGUGUUAAGAAGGUUGUGGUGGAGGAGGGGGCAGGGCAUGAGUGUACGAGUGGGAUGCGUAGGGAGGCUGGGUUAUUUGUGAGGGAGUGGUUGAGGUUGUGAGCUGAUGUUGUUUCAUUUUUGGGACGAGUUUUAUUGAAGGAUGUAUGAUGAUUCAGAAUAUGUUUGUAAUUAUAGUAUGAUCUUGAAGCAAGCUAUAACCUUGAAUGGUCA